This is a messenger RNA of Neopsephotus bourkii (Bourke's parrot), 368 nucleotides long. RefSeq names its product oxysterol-binding protein 2-like. The coding region runs from base 64 to 360 and encodes 98 amino acids. The transcript has 2 exons. The record is from RefSeq and is a predicted model, not a curated record. NCBI's taxonomy places the organism in Eukaryota, Metazoa, Chordata, Aves, Psittaciformes, Psittacidae.
UACUGCUUUCACUUUUGGUUCGAGCUAUCACUUUAGCUCGCUUUCAGUCCCCUCUGUGUUGCAAUGGACAUGCAAAUCUUCCACUUCAGAAAAUGGACAAAUUGGAUAUUUUGGUACCAGAAUCGCUGUUUUGAAUUCCGGGGCACAUGGCUUAACUAUUACUGGGACAAAGAUGACAUUGGCAAGCUUAUCCGUGGCAGCAUCAACCUCAGCAGUGCCACAGCACAGAGAAUCGACUCGAAGACCCUAUAUUUGUCUAAUGAUAGGGUGACUUACUACCUCAAGUCAGACAGUACAAAGGACAUGGAGGACUUCAUCAGUAGACUUAUAGAGUUGAAGGUCUCUGUGACUGAGAAGUAGAGGAGCAG